UGUUAGACACUGCAGCGUCCGGAGACAAAGUGACUUGAAACAGAGGACAAUGGUGCAGCACACGGACAACAGCGAAACGGACGGGAGCAUGUCCAGGGAGGCUACUGAUUCGGAGGAGAGUGAAUUUAUGGCAUGCAGCCCCGUUGCGAUAAACCCGGACUGGUGCAAGACAGCCACCGGUCACAUCAAGAGACCUAUGAAUGCAUUUAUGGUCUGGUCAAAAAUCGAGAGGAGAAAGAUCAUGGAGCAGUCACCGGACAUGCACAACGCAGAGAUUUCCAAGCGCCUGGGGAAGAGGUGGAAGAUGCUCAAGGACAGCGAAAAGAUCCCGUUUAUCAGAGAAGCCGAGAGGCUGCGGCUAAAACACAUGGCUGACUACCCCGACUACAAGUACAGACCCAAGAAAAAACCAAAGCUCGACAGUUCAAAAUCAUCAGCACCGUCUCCGGAGAAGUGCGGUAAAAUUGCAAAGACUCCCAGCAAGAAGUGCUCAAAGAUAAAGACUAAGAGCGGCUCCAAAUCCUCUCACGGCUACAGUGACGACUGUGUUUUUCCCAGUUUAAAAGUUACAAAGACAGUGAAAAGUGAGCUCACCGAUGAGGACGAUGACGAUGAGUACGAAGAGGACUACCGGAUGAGGAUUAAGACGGAGGACGAGGAGCGCCUGAGGCCGUACAAUGUAGCCAAAGUUCCCGCGAGUCCAACUUUGAGCUCCUCGGCCGAGUCCGAGGGGACGAGCAUGUACGAAGAAGUGCGGAACAACAACAGACUGUUUUACAAUAUCAAAAACAUUACCAAGCAGAGCACAUUACACGCUGCUUCCGUCUCACCAGCAUCCUCCAGGUCGGUCUCCACAUCCUCCUCCUCCUCCAGCAGCAGCUCCUCUUCCGGCGAGGACGCGGACGAUUUGCUGUUUGACUUUAGUUUAAAUUUCGCCCCCAGCGCCCAAGGCUCGGAACUGGGCAACCCCAAUUCAGGAAACCUCUCCCUGUCUCUUGUGGAUAAGGACCUGGACUCUUUCAGUGAGGGCAGCCUGGGUUCUCACUUUGAAUUCCCAGACUAUUGCACGCCAGAACUCAGUGAGAUGAUUGCCGGGGACUGGCUGGAGGCGAACUUUUCCGACCUGGUCUUCACAUACUGA
Scomber scombrus (Atlantic mackerel) is the source of this 1141-nucleotide messenger RNA. It is a transcript of the gene sox11a, whose product is annotated as SRY-box transcription factor 11a. The record is from RefSeq and is a predicted model, not a curated record. Gene Ontology annotation, molecular function: DNA-binding transcription activator activity, RNA polymerase II-specific; RNA polymerase II cis-regulatory region sequence-specific DNA binding. Lineage: Eukaryota; Metazoa; Chordata; Actinopteri; Scombriformes; Scombridae. Bases 50 to 1141 code for a protein of 363 amino acids. Gene Ontology annotation, biological process: negative regulation of transcription by RNA polymerase II; anatomical structure morphogenesis; positive regulation of transcription by RNA polymerase II. The transcript has a single exon.